AGUGGCGAUUUUGAGACAAAUAAUGCAGAUCGUCGGGGUGGACGGUCGAUUUUUGGUGAGAAGUACUUCGAGGAUGAGAAUUUCGAGUUAGCGCAUGACAGCCGUGGUGUGCUGUCGAUGGACAACUAUGGAUGGCCUGAUACUGUCAGUUCACGAUUCUUGAUCACUUUCGACGAAACACCGUGGCUAGAUGGUUAUCAUGUUGCGUUUGGGAAAUUGCUUGACGGAUGGGAGACGCUCAAGAAAUUGGAAUCGUUCGGUACAAUCGAAGGAUACGGUGUACAGAAGGGCAGAACGACGGCUGAUGUUCGUAUCAGUGACUGUGGACAGUUGUGA
Anisakis simplex (herring worm) is the source of this 336-nucleotide messenger RNA. The record is from the annotation of a GenBank genome assembly. Lineage: Eukaryota; Metazoa; Nematoda; Chromadorea; Rhabditida; Anisakidae.